AGGUUGGAUUGGUGGCGGAUUUCGAAGCACGCGGGACUGUUUACUAACGUAGUCGCGCAGACUGAUCUUGUGCUGGUUGUAUCAUCAGCCAACAUUCUUGUUUGAAUGGUUAGCGUAAAACACUUCUAAUAGCCUCUGGCCCCAGUGGCGAAACUAAUGAACAGGGGAGACAAAGUUAGAGAGCCGAAUACACGUGAACUUUGAGGUCAGCAGUAGGUCAUCCUUAGUCCUUGAUGAAAAAUUUUAACAUUUCAGCAUGACUUUCAAAAGUCGUUUAGUGUUAGUGUUCAGCCUACUGUUCUCCAUAGUCAUUUUUGGCCAAAAGCUCCAACAGCAUUUCCGUGUGGAACCCCACAACCAAGAGGUGAUUGAAGGACAGGAAGCUGAACUUCGAUGUGAGGUAGAACAACAGGCUGGUGCUGUACAGUGGAGUAAAGAUGGCUUCGUGUUGGGAUUUGACCGAGCUAUUCCUGGCUAUGUUCGAUAUUCCAUGAUCGGUAAUCCAAACCAAGGAGUCCAUAACCUACUUAUCAAAAAUGCUCGGUUGGAAGAUGACGGAGAAUAUCAGUGUCAGGUUGGACCAACUCCAGACAAUCAUGCCAUCCGUGCAAAUGCCCGACUGAAUGUAUUGGUACCGCCUACUUCGGUAGUCAUUAGCGAUUACGAAAAUGGAAGUGUAGUAGAAAUCCAUCAACUUCAAUCUCUGAGCCUAACCUGUACAGUGAUUGGUGGAAAACCAGCAGCUCAUAUUAAGUGGUUCCGGAAGAACGUGGAGCUCAGACCAGAUAACGUUGAGACUAAGACGAAAGAGGAAAAAAAACAGAAGUUCAACACUGUAAGUACAAUCACCUUAACUCCUAACCCAGACGACAACGGCGCCAUCUAUACGUGCCAAGCAGUUCAUCAUGCAUUGGUCAAACCGCUGAGAUCCUCUGUAAUAUUGAGUGUUUUGUUUCCUCCCGGUCCUCCAGCAAUUGAUGGGUUUCAAGCAGGUCAGGCGGUUCGCUCAGGUGACACUAUAACCCUGUCGUGUGUAUCCCGAGGUGGCAACCCCUUAGCUCAACUUGUCUGGUUUAAGAACAACCAACAGGUUGAUUUUUCUUAUACGACAAGUGGGCGAAAAUCAACCAACAAACAUACAUUUGUCGUUGACACUUCUGAUAACAAUGCCAUCUAUCGGUGUGAGGCAUCAAACAUAAUUAGCCCUCAGCCUAUGAAUGCUGUUGUCAAACUAUCAGUUCUAUUCGCUUCUUCUGAAGUUAAAGUUUCAGGGCCGAAAGAAGCUAAACCAGGAGAAGCCGUCACUUUGUCUUGUGCAACAAGUCGAAGUAACCCAGCAGCUGAGAUUAACUGGUUAGUUGACGGACAGCAUUUAAAGGGAACGAACACAAUUUCAGCUGACCCUAACGGCGGAUGGACAACCAAGUCUAACGUUACUGUCAUCAUAGAACUCCAGGAACGACAUUCAAGAAUUUUCCAAUGUUUCGCAGUAAAUAAAGAACUAGGAGAGACUAAAGUGGAAUCGCAUGUACUAAGCAUUCUUUAUCCCCCCGAUCCUCCUACCAUCCUUGGCUUCACUAAGGGGAGAUCGAUAAGAGCUGGGGAGACGCAGAAAGUAACGUGUGCUUCCACUGGUGGAAACCCUCUUCCUGCUUUGAAAUGGUUUAGGGAAGAUGAAGAGGUAAAAUCAGUCAGCACUACUAGCGGCAAUGUCGUCAGUAGUGAGGUUACCAUAGAAACCAAAGAGAGAGACAACGGUGUAGAAUAUCGCUGUGAGGCUAGCAACUCUGCUUCAACCAAACCCCUCAUCUCUGAGAUCAAAUUGACUGUUCACUUUCCACCAUCUGGUGUGACCAUAAAGGUGAAACCUCCUAAGCAAAAAGCUGGUGGAAAGGUGAAUCUUAUUUGCGAAUCAGCCAGUAGUAACCCCGCUUCCCUGAUCACUUGGUGGCGCAAUGGUUUCCUCCUUCAAGGCUCACCAAGUGGCAUUUUUGACGCGCCUCACGGUGGAAAAUCUACAAGGAAUCUACUGCAAUUAAACGUGACAUCGGAAGACGACGGCUCUCGUUACACCUGUCAAGCAAUGAAUGAAGUUUUAGAAAGGAGCGUGCAUAGCACAGUUACUCUGAACAUAACCUAUAAGCCAGAAUUCUAUAAACUUCAAAAGGAAAUCUAUGAUAUCGUGGAAGGAAAUUCAACAUUCAUUAACUUGACCGCCAGAGGGAAUCCUAAUUUCAUCACCUACAAUUGGGUGAAAGAUGGAAAGCCUGUAGUCGACAUUCAAGUGGACAGAGAAUUAAACAACUUCAAAUGCUCUGGUGUUUGUUCACAAGGUCCAAUUCUUAGAAUCACCAAUGUAACGAGAACUAAUUCUGGCAGAUAUAAGUGUGAGGCCACCAAUGAAGAGGGAACAUCAGAAACAACUAUCAUUCUUAACGUUCUAUAUCCGGCGACCAUAUCCAAAGUGACCCAAGUAACUAUGGUCGAACAAAGUACCAACGCUUACUUAGAAUGCGUGGCUGGUGCCAACCCGCUUACUGAUAACAUGAUAUUCUGGCGUCGACUUGACUUUGAUAUGAACCGGACAAAGCAUUAUUUGGAAAACGGCCAUUCCUUUUUAACGAUCUACAAUGUGUCUCAAGAAGAUUCGGGAGCUUUUCAAUGCGUAGCAGAUAAUGGUAUUGGACCUAAACAUCUGAAGGAAUCCUACCUGGUAGUGAAACACAAGCCCAUAAUUGACAAGUCAUCGCCUCUGUUAAAAGCUGCCAGUGAGAAAGGUGAAACUGCGAAACUAAUUUGUAGAGGUAAUGGUGCACCAAAUAUCACUUUCACGUGGUCGCACGAGGGUGCCACUGUUAGUGGUAGCAUCAGACCUGUGAAAUACUUUACUGGAGUAUCCAAGCUUGAUCUUAUCACGUGGGAGAGCAUUCUUUAUGUGAAAGAUGUUAAGAAUCACGAUUACGGUGUUUAUGAAUGCGUUGCCAGGAAUGACCUAGGAUUCGAUAGCGUAAAGAUUACUCUAAACUCAACAAGUCAGCCGGACCCACCUAUCGGUAUGAAGGUCUUGAAUGUCGAUCAUAACACUGCGAUGUUGAAGUGGAAUCCUGGAUUUGAUGGAGGACUCCCGCAAGCUUACAGAAUUCGUUACAAAGAAAAUGGCUACGAGGCCUACCAGUAUGCCGAUGUACACCCUCCUAAUGCUACAGUAUAUAAUCUAACAGGAUUAGGUGUAGGUAUGGACUAUACUCUCAGCAUACAAGCAUUCAAUGAAAUGGGAGCUAGUGAGUUUACAACCGACAUCGUAAAAGUCAAGACAUCAAGUGAAGUUCCCGAUGCAGAAACGGAGAGAGCCAUAACAAAAGUACUUUCUGAGAAAGGAGAGCUUCCUCGGAUAAUCAUCGUCUCUGUAUCAAUUGUAGGAACGUUCUUGCUUGCUCUCAACGUAGUACUUGUUAUCUGUUUCGUUCGACGAAGGCGAAAAAAAAGACUAGAAGAAGUAUUGCGGAGACUGGCCACAUUUUGUCAGAAAGAAAGCGACCAGACCAGCAGUAAGGCUGCCACAAUCGAGAUGUAUGCUCCAAGUAGCUACAAUGACACAGUGAAUGGAGAAACCAUGAGUUCCACGUCUGAGAAAAGUGAGGGUUACUCCGAUGGACCGAGCACUGGGGAAUAUUCAGAAGAGCCUGUCAAACCCGUUCUUGCCAAGUACUUGCUUGAUCAGGAUAGAGAUUCCUACAUUCCUGACGGAACAAGUCCUCAUAGCUCACCUUAUGGUAGAUACCCACCAGAAGGCUCGAUACAAUCCUCUCUAGAUACACAACCAGAAUUAUCUCAUAGACAUCUGUAUGAGACUGAAGAAGAGUUUUAUGUUGAUGCACUGAGAAGAAACGCUUUUAACCAAAAACUGGGUGAAAAGGUUAGUUACGGAAGAAUUGAGUACAACUCACCCCCUCUCCCACCAAGUAGAACAGCAGCCAGUGGGGGAGAAAUAUACAACGUCACAGCUGACGCUCGCUACGUCCCUUUCACUGUCUCAAGGACUGCUAAUAACAUGCCAGUUUUGAGCACCUUUAACCCUAAUGUUCCAGGACCUAGCCCGGGCGUCUACCGGGAUCAGAUUCCAGAUGGAAUUACAAUUGAGGAAGAGAUGCCUGGUCACUUAGUGUGAUAAUUAGUCUUUGGAAACUGUGACUAAAUACAAGUAACUUCGUUGGUCAUUUUCCAUUGUCCACCAUUAAUCUACUAGUAAACAACAGUGUCCGUGAAAGACGUAAGGAAGAUUUAACGGCCAAGCUCAAAUUUCUCUGAGUGUCACAGAUUUAAUGCUGAGUUUAAAAUAAUCAAAGAGUUAAAUUAUUGAUUAUUGCAACCAUUUUCGAUCAUAGAAUCUUACAUCACCGAUAUUACACGUGAAAGAAAGAUUUAUAUGAACAUACUUCAAUCAUGAAAUGUCUUCAUUUUUUAAAAUAGAUAUUCCUUCACCUUGGUUUUCCCUUUUCUAUCUCCAGUACAAGUUCUUGUUAUCUCAGUGUGUGUGUGUGUGUGUGCUUACGUUACAAUAUUUUAACAAAAUAUCAAGAUAGGUAAACGUCAUUUGACUAGAGCACCGGCCCUACUGAGUGUAAUCUAUCUAAAAAUGACGGUGAACCGGAAGAAGAAAUCAGCUCAGUGGAUGGUCGUGCUUCUGGCCAUAGGAGUGUGAUGAAUGUGCCUUACUUAGAAGCACUGAGACUAAACUCUGAAGCACGUUCGAAGAGUUAAAUAACUGGCAGUUGUAACACUUAUUUUCGUGUCACGUUUGGUACUUUACAGACAAUCUUGAAAGGAUUUCAAAUACGAUAUUUUCUUUGUUUGAUGAUUAGAAUAUAUUUUACUUUUUUUAUGAGGAAACAUAGGUAUAUUACAUAACUCUUUUUGUUUUUCUGUGAAAGUCCUUUCUGUACUUUAAUUAUGCGAACAAGGGAAUUAUACAAAAUAAAUAAGUUAUUACCUUAACGAUGAAACACAAUGUCAACCAAUUACCUGAAUUACUGGCUUGUACUACCAUGGAGAAAAAAAAUGUUGGCGUUUCUAUGUUGUUGAAAUAAGAAUAUUAAUGCCUGUGUGGAUUGUACAUAGAUUUACCAGUUCUAAAUGAUGACAAUUAAAUCUGUUCAGUAACAGUACAUGAAUAUAUAUAUAUCUAGUCAGUCUGUUUACCAAAGGCAGUUUACUUAGUUUAAUAAACAGCGAUUUUAAUGUUUAGUUUGUUUGCUUUGUCGAGAACAUAAUGAUCUUUCUCGUUUAAGCAAAAAUGUAUAUACAGUUAAAGAAAACAAGCCAAACUAUCGUGGUUCAAAGUGACGAAAUCCAGCUCCUGUCAGAGCCAAACUAAUAUUAAAUAAUUACAAUUUUAUCACAUUAAUUGAUCAUAAAUUUAUGUCAUUGUUGUAACAUAAUACUCUGCUAUUUCAUUGUUG
Molecule: messenger RNA, 5459 nt
Organism: Limulus polyphemus (Atlantic horseshoe crab)
Lineage: Eukaryota; Metazoa; Arthropoda; Merostomata; Xiphosura; Limulidae
Product: nephrin-like
Exons: 23
Coding region: 257-4168 (1303 amino acids)
Biological process (GO): cell-cell adhesion
Cellular component (GO): cell-cell junction
Molecular function (GO): cell adhesion molecule binding
Source: RefSeq, a predicted model, not a curated record